AUACCAUGGCCUGUCUUUCCUCCAAGUCCCUUAUCUCCCAGCGAUAUCGAUCAGACACGUGUUGGAGCAUUCCUAUUGUCUCGAUUCCAUUCUGGGGACAAGACACCCAAAGAACGGCUACGUAAUGCCCUUAUGGUAUGGCAUCCUGACAAAUUCCAGGCCAGAUGGCUCAAAUUCGUGAGCCCAAAAGAACAGGCUGUGGUUACUGAAGGGGUGAACGCCGUCGCUCGUGCCAUUAACGACUUGUUAGCCGCCAAGCGGUAA
Messenger RNA from Cantharellus anzutake, 264 nucleotides. RefSeq lists its product as uncharacterized. The annotation marks the transcript as partial. Gene Ontology annotation, biological process: canonical NF-kappaB signal transduction. The transcript has a single exon. NCBI's taxonomy places the organism in Eukaryota, Fungi, Basidiomycota, Agaricomycetes, Cantharellales, Hydnaceae. The record is from RefSeq and is a predicted model, not a curated record.